This is a messenger RNA of Sporothrix schenckii 1099-18, 732 nucleotides long. RefSeq names its product dolichol-phosphate mannosyltransferase. Gene Ontology annotation, cellular component: endoplasmic reticulum membrane. Gene Ontology annotation, biological process: protein O-linked glycosylation via mannose; GPI anchor biosynthetic process. Lineage: Eukaryota; Fungi; Ascomycota; Sordariomycetes; Ophiostomatales; Ophiostomataceae. Gene Ontology annotation, molecular function: dolichyl-phosphate beta-D-mannosyltransferase activity. The transcript is spliced from 2 exons. The record is from RefSeq and is a predicted model, not a curated record. Bases 1 to 732 code for a protein of 243 amino acids.
AUGGCGCCUACGAAGAACACCAAAAACAAGUACUCGGUAAUUCUGCCGACGUUCAACGAGCGCCAGAAUUUGCCCGUGGUCGCCUGGCUACUGAACCGGACCUUUACUCAGGAGAACAUUGACUGGGAGCUCAUCAUUGUCGACGACGGCUCGCCCGACGGCACCCAAGAGGUCGCCAAGCAGCUCGUCAAGGUCUACGCGCCGCACGUCGUGCUCAAGACGCGCACCGGCAAGCUCGGCCUCGGCACGGCCUACGUCCACGGCCUGCAGUUUGCCAAGGGCAACUUCAUCAUCAUCAUGGACGCCGACUUCUCGCACCACCCCAAGUUCAUCCCGCAGAUGAUUGCGCUGCAGGCCACGGCCGACUACGACAUUGUCACGGGCACGCGCUACGCGGCCGGCGGCGGCGUGCACGGCUGGGACCUGCGGCGCCGCCUGACGAGCAAGGGCGCCAACAUUUUUGCGGACACGGUGCUGCGGCCCGGCGUGUCGGACCUGACGGGCUCGUUCCGGCUGUACAAGCGGUCGGUGCUGGAGAAGCUGUUUGAGAGCACCGACGUGCGCGGGUUCGGCAUGCAGAUGGCGCUGGCGGUGACGGCCAAGGCCAUGGGGUACACGAUUGCCGAGGUGCCGAUUACGUUUGUCGACCGCGUCUACGGCGACUCCAAGAUGAGCGCGUCUGACAUUGCCGAGUACGUCACGGGCGUCGUGAAGCUAUGGCUCAAGGUGUAG